Messenger RNA from Closterium sp. NIES-67, 4494 nucleotides. The record is from the annotation of a GenBank genome assembly. Lineage: Eukaryota; Viridiplantae; Streptophyta; Zygnematophyceae; Desmidiales; Closteriaceae.
UUUGAGUUGUGUGGUUCUCAGCUCGGCAUUCUAGGAGAUUUCAAUAGGGCCUGUUGAGAUGCGGACGUUAGAGACCUGCGCUCGAUUCGCAACUCCAGCGCGAGUCUCGGCGCGAGUUUCGGCAUCGCCACAGCCAACUCCGAUGCCUGCUCUUCUUUCCUCUCAUGUGUCAUCGUCGCUCUUCUUCACGACGCGUCGCACCCAGCUCUCCGUUUCCGCCUGCCACGUGCCACGUGGAUCCGCCUCGGUGCAGCCGCUGCACAGGAAAAACAAUCUCUCGAGAUUCCGGAAUUGUCGGAAUCCCUUAGUCUCAGUUAGUCUCGGUCUUGUUCGCGUAACCGUCAAAAUUAACGGUGUCUACGCUGCCUCGUCCGCCGCCGCUGGUGGUGACGCAGACGGGGGGGCGGAGACAGCGGGGGAUGCGGCGAGCUGCGGGGAUGACACGGCUGGCAAGAAGCGCACGGAUACGGGGGAUGCGCGGGGACAUGCGGAGGGUGAUGGCGGGGAAGGGGCGGCGGAAGGCGGAGAGGUCAUGGCGAGGGCCUCGGCGGAGAUGAGGGUGGGGAGAGAAGGAGCGGAGGUGGCGGGGGAUGAGGGGGAGGACGAGGCGGGUGGUCUUUUCAGUGGUGGCAUUGGUUUACAUCUGCCAUGGGAUUCAUCGUCAUCUAACACAAGUGAAGCAUCCCCGCCAUCACCAUCCCCGCCAUCACCUUUCCAGUUCCCCUCGCCCUUCCCUCCUGAGCCCUCCUCUCAGUUCCUUGAUCAGCUUCCCCCACAAGACAGGGCGCUUCUCUUCCCCUCUCCCCCCUCCUCCUCCUCCUCCUCCACUUCCUCCUCCUCCCUCCCCUCCGCCUUUUUCUCCUCGCCUUUCGCCUCGUACGGCCAAUCCUACUACCAGGAUGACGAUCCCGCCGAGCCUCUGCCGGACCUGGCGGCGAGGCUCGGGCUGGACCACCCAAUCCAGGAGCGGGAGAGUGCUGUGGUAAGCAUCUCUGAGCGGAUAGAGAGGAGGCCGGAGGAGGCGUCUGAGCUGGUCUCACUCCUACAGGCCGGACGAGUUGCGUCCCCUGCCCGUCUCCCUCUCCCUCUGCCUCUGGUUGCCCUGCUGGGCAAUCUCCUGCACACUAGCGCUGCUGCAUGGCACAGCAGCAUGGAAGACAGGGGGUCAGUGCCUGCCGCAGCAGCUGCUGCGGCUGCUGAUGCUGCUACUGCUUCUGCCGUUUGGUGGCUGGAAGGGGUGGAAGACAGGCAGCAGGAGGCGGGAACGAGGGAGCGGAGGGAUCCAAGGGAUUCAGAACCAGCUAGGAGCGAGAAGGAGGAGGACGACAACGAGGCGACAGACGUAGCCAUCACCGAUGCUCAAGUCAGGGAGCUAGAGGCGCUCCUGCAGACAGGAGUCACACCGCAAGCACAGCCGCAACGGCAGCCGGAUUCGCGGACAGAGUCACUACGCCUGCCCAGAGAGAGUGUGAUGGAAGCAGCUGCAGCAGUACUGUCAGCCCUAGCAGCAGCGUCCCCAGAGGGGCUGCAAGCCGUGGUGCAAGGAGGGGGGGUGGAGGAAGUAGCAGCGGUGCUGUCCCUCCCAGGUCUCCCCCAAUCCGUCCGCUCCCAAGCCCUCCCUCUCGUCGCCGCUGCUGCCUCCCUCCCUUCCCUCCGCCCGAAACUCCCGUCCCUGCACCUCCUCCCACCGCUCCUAACCACUCUCUACGACCCAGAGGCGUCUGACCCAGAGCUCGAGGACUCCCUCUCUGCCCUCUGCCACAUGGUUAAAGACCGAUCCUGCUGGCCCGCGCUCAUAGACGCUCAAGCGGUGCCACGAGUGGCAGCUUUCCUGGCAGCAAUAGACGCUGGAAACGGCACGGCUCCCCGGCACUCCCUGCGUUUGCUCCGCUCCUCCCUCCUCUCCCUCGCCCCGGACACCUUCUUUCGCUCCUGCCUCCUGGAAAGUGACCUGUGUCUGGUGCCCUUGGUGGGCGCUGAUGCGUACCGGUCGCUGGCUAGUGAGGGGGAAACGGUGAGGGUGACACGAGUGCCGCCGUCGCUGCCGCCCCGGCUGGCUGCUGCUGCAAGAGAGGUGCUGAGAGCGCCGGUUGAGGGGACGUUUGGUGCUGGAAAGCUGCUGCUGGGGCUGGCGCUUGGGGGGAACGGGGGAGGGGGAGAGGGAGAGGGAGGGGGAGGAGAAGGGAAGGGAGGGGGGGAGUUGGAGGGACGGACGAGGCAGCAGUUCCUGGCUCGGAUUGGGCUUCUGGAGAAGAAGAGGAAGGAGGAGGAGAGGAAGGAGGAAGAGAAGGAGAAGGAGAAGAAUACGAGUAAGCGUUUUGAGCGGAAGCGGGGAGGGAAGUGGAGUGGGGGAACAGCUGUGGGGGGAGGGCAGGAUGAAGGUGGUAAAGGAGAGAAAGAGGCACCUUUGGAUCUGAUGUCACAACAAGUAGCAUCGGACAAGCCUUCCUCGGAGCACGAGCAAGUUCAAGAGCAAGAGCAAGAGCAAGAGCAAAAGCAAGAGCAAGAGGCGCCCUGGUCCAGCAAGAGCUUUACUCUCAUGUCUCGCUGGGACGGCGUGCCGCGUCUCGUGCUCCUCAUGGGCUUAGAGAACGAGCGCGUGGCGGCACGGGCGCUGGAGGCAGCGGCAGAGCUGGCGAGAGUGGGGGAGGGGAAUAGGAGGGCGCUGAGGGACGCGGGUGCGGUAGUGCAUGCGGUGCGGUGGCUGGGGGGGAGCGAUGCCGCGGUGAGGGCUGCUGCUGUGGCUGCUGUGGAGAGACUCAGCGUCAGUGCAACGGUGCGCCUGUCUAUCAUCCGCAGCGGGGGGGUGGGAGCAUUGGUGGCGCUGCUGGCGGCACAGGGGGAGGAGAGGGCCGUGCGGGACAAGGUUGUGUCUGCUCUCCUUCGCAUGGUGUCAGAUGAAGAAGCAGCCGCCAAGAUGGCGUCAGCAGUACCGUCCUUCAUCGCUAUGCUUAGGGAGGGAGACACACAGCCUUCAAGAGAGGGGGCAGGGGAAGGAGAGGAAGCAGCAGCGGCAGCAGCGGUGGCAGCAGCGGCAGCAGAGCAGGAGGUGAAGGGAGGGAGAGGAGCACCGCCACGGGCAGCACUGCUACCAAAUAACCUGACAGCAGCAGCAACAAGUGACCAGGCGGCAAGGGCGGACGGGCAGGCAGCAGCCGAGACUCUCUUGCUCCAAAUAUCGUCUCUCGUGGGCACGCCGUGUGAGAGCAUAGUGGCUGCGGGAGGCGUGCCUCCCCUCGUUGCACUCCUUGCGACGGGCUCACUCAGGGAUCGGGCUACUGCCGCGCAGAUUCUUGGCAAUGUGAUCGCAGCACGACCAGAACGGGGGUGGUCGGAGGAUGGUGCUGAUGGUGAUAGUGAUGGUGGUGACGCUGGUGGGGGUGGUGAUGCACAUGUGGUGGCGCUGAUGGCGGCUGGGGUGGUGGCUGCGCUGGAGAGUGUGUUUCUGCUGGCCGAGCCCAAAGAUCCAGACCCCAUCCGCGCUCUAUCCUCCGUGUCCGCCUCCUCCCCUCUCUCCCUCGAAGCCGAGUCCGACCUAUGGGCAGCCCAAGAAUCCGCCGCGCUCCUCGCCCGCCGCCUUGCAUCCACCGCAGGGGGGUCCGCCCGCGCUGUCCUCGCGGACUCCCGCCUGGUGGGCUGCCUCAAGGGCAUGUUAAAGUCGUCCGCGCCUCUGGCAGUCAAGGACAAGGUGUCGGAGGCUCUCAUUGUGAUCACUGAUGCGGCCGCAGACGCUGAGGUGGUGGUUACCACAUUCGAUUUGAUUCCGCACUUGGUGGAGGAUCUAGGGUUUGCAGAGGACGGAGGAGAGGGAGGGGGGGGAGGGGAGGGCGGAGGGGAGGAAGAGGAGGGGGAGGUGGGGGAGGAGGUGUGGAGUGAGAUGGCUAUUCACCCCACACUCCCUCUGCCUCGAUCUCUCUCUCCGCCCCCGCUCCUUCGAUCCAGCGCAUCCCUCCCGUGGGCGGAGAGAAGGGAGAGAGCAGCAGUGCGGCUGCUGGACCUAGCUCUCACGGGUAACCCGGGCUACCUCCAGGCAAUGGCCCGAGCCGGCGCGGUCUUCCCAUUGGUCGAUAUCCUGCAGAAAAAACCCUACAGCAGCAGGGGGAGGAGCAGCAGCAGCAGGGGUGGGGGGGCAAGCAGGAUGGGGAGGCCGUCUGUGAUGUGCCAGAGAGCGGCGCUGAGUGUGCUGUAUGCGCUUGGGAACGACGAGGACAACCAUGCGGUGAUGGUGGGUGCAGGGAUAGAGCCGGUGCUAGAAGACAUUGUGAAGAGAGGGGAGGAAGGGGGGAGGUUUGGACAGGGGCGGUGGAGGCUGGCUCUUUACCUGUUGCAGGGUCUCAGGGUGUGAUGCCCACAUUGAGAAAAUCUACCGUAGGUGGUGUGGUGAGUGAGCAAGGUGAAUGAUACGAUUGGGAGUUUCGGAGUAAAGGUGCAGGGACAGAGUAUGCUAGGUUUAGAUGAUUUAGGAUUCGUUUCCUUGUGGAGUAGGGUAAAGCA